Messenger RNA from Magallana angulata, 2541 nucleotides. RefSeq names its product GTPase IMAP family member 4-like. Gene Ontology annotation, molecular function: GTP binding. The coding region runs from base 90 to 1169 and encodes 359 amino acids. The transcript is spliced from 2 exons. The record is from RefSeq and is a predicted model, not a curated record. Lineage: Eukaryota; Metazoa; Mollusca; Bivalvia; Ostreida; Ostreidae.
UGUACAGGGUAUUUAAAUACAACAGACACGUUUAGCAAUAUAGUGAGAGAGACAUAAGCAAUAAUUAACAAAGACUUGAAAAAGCACAGAUGGACACCGAGAAACCUAAUUAUUUUUUGCCGAGUUAUAAAGGUAAAGACGCAAUAAAUGACGAGAUUCGAAUUGUACUUUUGGGAAAAACAGGAAGUGGAAAAAGUGCCACGGGGAAUACCAUACUAAACGGCAAAUUCUUUAAAUCAACAACAGGAGGCUCUUCCGUGACAGUUCAAUGUUGCGGUAGGUAUGCAAAGGUAUUUGGAAGGAAUAUUCAAGUAGUUGAUACGCCGGGGAUUUUUGACACUAGCACCCCAAAUGAAAUCGUGCAGAAAGAAAUUGUCAAAUGUGUUGGAAUAACAUCUCCUGGUCCUCAUUGUUUUUUGCUUGUACUUACACCAGACCGAUUUACACAGGAAGAGGAACAGAGUGUUUACAAAUUUGUAGAGCUCUUCGGAAAUGAUGUUUUUCGUUAUUUUAUUGUUCUCUUUACAAGAAAAGAAGAUCUUGAAUUCGAUUAUAUCUCUUUUGAGGAUUUUCUUGAACACCUUCCAGACAAUCUUAAAACAAUUAUAAGAAAGUGCAACAAUCGUUGCAUUGCCUUUAACAAUCGAGCGAAACGUCCCGAGCUAGAAAAUCAAGUUAAAGAUCUUAUCGGGAUGAUCGACGACAUGGUUAGUAAAUCUAAAGAGAAAUAUUACACUAACGACUUUUACGAAAAGGCUGAACAAGCUAUGAAAAGACGUGAAGCAGAGAUUGAAGAAGAAAGGAGAAAAGCGAAAGAAAGAGAAAAGGAAGAAAUAGCACGCAAAGUAAAAAAACAAAUGAACAACGAAUGGGAGGAACAAAAAAAAGAAAUGGGCAAGAAAAUCAAAGAAACAGAGCGUGAAAUAAAAGAAGCAACAGAGAAAAUGGAGGAAAUGCAACAUGACCGCGAAAAAGAAAAAGAGGAAAAUAAAAGAUAUCGAGAGAUAAUGAAGCAAAAAACUUCAGAGCUGAAUCGCAAGUAUGAUGAACUACCUAGUCCUCGUAAUGUAGCAAGGGGUGAAAUCGAAAAUAAUGUAACCAAAUUUGCAGUGUUUCUUAUUUCUUCUGUCGCAAGAUUAUGUUCGUUUUUUUUCCCCAGUUUACUCUAGAUAUUGGUCUCUACUACAGUAGUUUUGAGGCUUUUUUGGAUACAAAGAGAAGGAUGUCAAACAAUUCCUUACUUCAGAAAUAGAAAUAACACCAUGCUUUAUUCUUUGUUUUAUCUAUGUUUAUUGCUCAGUUAUAAUAUGCUUUUUAAAAGAAAUAAAGUGUUUUCUAGUUGACCGACUGUUGUUAUAUGUAUUUAUUUCAAAAAUAUAUCAAUCUGGGUUAUUUUUAAGAACCAAGCGUGUCUGUUUUCGAAAGGCUUGGCUAUUCAGUGUUUAAAGCAUAAGCAGACAAUACAAAAUUGAUCAAUCAAAUUAAAGAAAAAACUAGAAACGAGCUCGUUGCAAAUCAACGAAUUCAUUAAAAACAUUUGUUCAUUUUUGCUUGUACCACUGUUUAGGUUAUCACGUACAUUAAAUAAUUUACACAAUACAGACACGUAGUAUCGAUUUUCUUGUGAGGAGGGGGUGAUACAGACUCACCUGAUAACACCCCAACACCAACACCCCGCACACAGACUGAGUUAUCGAUACUAAGAUAUCAAUGUGAAAUGCACAGAAUCUCUCUCUUUCUAUCGUGAUGAAUUCAAAAUGGUAGCUCAAAACACAUCCGACAUGUUGCCGGGCAAAACUAGACUUGCACAAUUCUGGCGUAUUUAUGCCUGUAUUGAGAACAUUUACCAAAAACCGUUAAGAUAUUCUUAUCAUGAUAAAAUCAAACUUAUGAAUCUACAACGAUUACAAAAAUCGAAAAGGCAAUAUUGCAGGUGUAAGAUAUGGAGGGUAAUCGUGUUCAAACAUCCAGACAUAUAAACUUGUGAAUCCGAAUAUGUAAUCGUGUUGGUGCGUGAGUCUGAGUAUGAAUAUGUGUAAUUCUGAUCGUGUAACCUAUAAAACUCGAUAAACACUUUAGAGUUGACCCCGCAGGCCUUCAAUCUAAUUUUUCCUACAUAAGCUAAUAACAGCUGUAUAAUGCUGUUUGUUUUUUUUUUUUACAUGUAACCUGCCACUCUAAUACAAACUUUUCACCUGUAGUCUCUGCAUUAGUAUUUCCGUUUUCUGAAAAAUCGCGGCUGACAUGUUGCAAAUCAACAAAUGUAAAGUCUACAAGUUUGUCGAAUUUCGACAUGACCAUAUAUGGAAACAGUUACGUCAACGAUAGAAAAAGGUUAGCUGCAGGUAAAGGCAUGCCGUAAUCGCCGGAAUAGGGACGGAAUAAAUAUGAAAAAAAAUUAUAAGGAAGUUCUAUAAUCAUAUUAUCUCUGGAUAACAACUUUUCUUGGGAAGUAUUAUUUUUCGGAAAGUUAUUGAUAAAAAAAACAAAGAAUUUAAAGAUUUUUGGUUUUGAGAUUUUGAUUAAUAUGAGACAUAAGAC